AUGGUUAGAUGGCUUCAGCGUGGCUCGAUGUUCGUUGUCUCGUUUCAGCAGUUCCUGAAGUUGGUGGGAGGAGGCGAGGAUUGGUCAACCGGGGAUCUGCUGGAUCUGGGAGCCGGGGACGGUGAGGUGACGGCCCUUCUGGCACCCGCCUUCCGGACGGUCUAUGUCACAGAAGUUUCUAAUACUAUGCAAACACUCCUUCAGCGACGAGGCUUCCAUUUGUUGGGCAUCGACGAAUGGAACGUGGGCCGUAAGUACGACGUAAUCUCGUGCUUGAACUUAUUGGAUAGAUGCGAUAAACCACUGGAACUGCUCAACCAGGUGCACGCAUCUCUGAAACCUAACGGUAUGGUAUUAUUAGCUGUCGUCUUGCCAUUUUCGCCGUACGUCGAAUCAGCUGCAGAUCACGAGCCCACUGAACGUUUGAACAUAAGAGGCCAGACCUUCGAAGAUCAGGUCGUACACUUAGUCGACAACGUGCUGAGACCUGUGGGCUUCGAGGUAAUCUCGUGGAGCAGAGUUCCUUAUUUAUGCGAGGGCGACCUGAGGCAGUCCUAUUACUGGCUCGAUGAAUCUAUCUUUGUGCUCAAAGCGGUCUAAAACUCACAAAAUUAGCAGGAAACCAUAUUCGAAGCAAACAUAUACAAAUAUAUAGAGCCUUGUGAUUACUGCCUAUAUACACUACCAUACAUAUGACCCCAUCUAUUUCGUAUUGAUUCUAAAUCUCUACUACAUAUAAAAUAUAUACAAACCUUUCUUAACAUUUAAAAAAAAAUUAACAAAACAGUAUUUAAUCCCAAAUAUUAAAACAAUAAUUAUAACCAAAUUUACAUAUAACAGGUAUUAUUUAGUUUAAUUGUUUGUAAGAGUUAGUGGUGAAAAUAAAAGCAAGUAUACAUGUGA
Messenger RNA from Nicrophorus vespilloides, 903 nucleotides. Its product is annotated as methyltransferase-like protein 9. Lineage: Eukaryota; Metazoa; Arthropoda; Insecta; Coleoptera; Silphidae. Gene Ontology annotation, molecular function: protein-L-histidine N-pros-methyltransferase activity. The record is from RefSeq and is a predicted model, not a curated record. Bases 1 to 600 code for a protein of 199 amino acids. The transcript has 4 exons.